This is a messenger RNA of Arabidopsis arenosa, 1574 nucleotides long. The record is from the annotation of a GenBank genome assembly. Lineage: Eukaryota; Viridiplantae; Streptophyta; Magnoliopsida; Brassicales; Brassicaceae.
ACAUUGUAAUCAAGAAAUCAUAGAGAUUGACAUGGCGACUUCUACCUUUUCUUCUCGUGGAGCACAAACCAUGAACACCGUAUUCUUUAAGCCGAUGCUAAGGAAAUCGAUUCACAAGAAGAGUGCAUCGCACGACAUAGUGAGGGAGACGGUGAAGACAGACGGGGCCGGAACCGGAGAGGAGGUGAAGACGAUGAGAGGCUUCUACGGUGCCGGAGAGACGUCGUCUCCGGGGAGUAGUUGGGUGCCACAUGAAGGUACGGGAAUAUACUAUCCAAAGGGGCAAGAGAAAGUAAUGCAAGAUGUGCCUCCUCCUCCAGCUGGCAGCCACGCGGACGAGCUCGUUAAUUGAAAACCCUCUUCGGUCGUUUGCUCCAAACCCGACGGCGGCAAAGUGGCUAAUGACGACGGUGGUGCAAAGCCGCGGAAGAAGUUAUCGGAGCAAUCUUCAUGGGAAGUUAAGGAUUCGGAAGGGAAGGAUUAUCUCUAUAGGCUUGGCGCGGAGUCUGAUAAUGUUAACAUAGCCGUUGGGGCACGAAGCGGCAUGAUCGAUGACGUUUUCAUUGGAGACUUCCUUGGAAAAGAUUCUGAUAUAGUGUUUGAUUACCGUCAGAAGGCGACGAGGUCCUUUGAACAUCUUCAAGGAGAUUAUUACAUUGCUCCAUCGUUUCUGGAUAAAGUUGCGGUCCACAUUGUGAAGAACUACCUUGCUCCUUCUCUAAAUAUAAAAAUCCCAUUGAUCUUAGGUAUCUGGGGAGGAGAGUUGGAAUCUGAUAGAGCUGGGGAACCGGGAAGACUCAUACGUGACCGCUAUCGAACAGCUUCUCAAGUCAUUCAGAAUCAAGGGAAGAUGAGUGUUCUCAUGAUUAAUGAUAUUGAUGCUGGCCUUGGUAGAUUUGGGGAAACGCAAAUGACAGUAAACAACCAGAUAGUUGUCGGUACUCUGAUGAAUCUUGCGGAUAAUCCUACAAGGGUAAGUGUGGGACAAGAAUGGAGAGAAGCUGACAUUGUAAACAGAGUUCCUCUAAUUGUCACAGGGAAUGAUUUCUCUACACUGUAUGCUCCACUGAUACGUGAAGGAAGAAUGGAGAAGUUCUACUGGCAGCCAACUCGUGAAGAUAUCGUAAACAUUGUUAGCAGAAUGUACGAGAAAGAUGGUAUAUCGCGGAAAGAUGUUAUAAGCAUUGUAGAUAAGUUUCCAAAUCAAGCACUCGACUUCUAUGGAGCUCUGAGGUCACGCACAUAUGAUAGAUUUAUCCUCAAGUGGGUAGAUGAAGCGGGAGGAAUGGAGACUCUAGGGAAAAUUCUUCUCAGACGUAAAAAGACCAAAGAGGUUCCUCAAUUCACUCCCCCUGAGCAAACGGUGGAAGCAUUGCUGGAAUCAGGGUACUCACUCAUAAAUGAGCAAAAACUUAUUAUGGAAACAAAGCUUUCCAGGGAGUACAUGAAGAACAUGGACGAUUAACACCAAACAAACAUCAAUUCUUUUUCAUUCUUAUAGUGACUUUCGAGGAACACUGAGCUGAUCCUGAUAAGUUGUUACAAAACUUUCAAAAUAUAACUGAAUCACUCUA